Geosmithia morbida is the source of this 2196-nucleotide messenger RNA. RefSeq names its product Fungal trans. Gene Ontology annotation, cellular component: nucleus. The record is from RefSeq and is a predicted model, not a curated record. Gene Ontology annotation, biological process: regulation of DNA-templated transcription; DNA-templated transcription. Gene Ontology annotation, molecular function: DNA binding; DNA-binding transcription factor activity, RNA polymerase II-specific; zinc ion binding. The transcript has 3 exons. NCBI's taxonomy places the organism in Eukaryota, Fungi, Ascomycota, Sordariomycetes, Hypocreales, Bionectriaceae. Bases 1 to 2196 code for a protein of 731 amino acids.
AUGUCCUCUUCCGGUGUCGUAAGAGGAACUGCCCUUAGAGCCGGCGGCGCCUGUGUGCGUUGUCGCAAGGGCAAGACCAAGUGCGUGUACGAGACUGGUCGUCCGCCAUGUCGCAACUGCGCCAAGGGAAUGCACGAGUGCUACCUCCCCUCGGAGAGCAUGGCCCAUCAUCACGGUCAAAGUCCAGCUCGCCAUUCUAGCGCUCAUCGCUCCUCACGCGACUCCCUUCCGGCUUCGGCUACCACUACCGCCGCCGCUUCGGCUUCCAACGAUUCUAGGCAGUCUGGCGCUGUCGGCCCUCCUGCUGGCACAUCCAGACUCACCCCUGAACUCCUCGCCGAGUGUGAGCGCGUCGUCUCAAAGACAUUCCCCGCCUGUGUUGCCUUUCACAAACCCUCAUUUGUCCAGCAACUCAAGAAUGGUACUCUCGAGCCUUGUCUCGUCUAUGGCCUGCUCACGUGCGCCGCGAGGAGCUCCCACAAUCUCAUCCGCCGAUAUGGCAGCCCUUCGACCGCCGCCGAGACAUUUGCCGCCAAGGCCAUGGCCCUCAUCAACCAGAACCUAGACCACCCUAACCUGGCCGACAUCCAAUCUCUCUGCCUAAUCGUCAUCCACGAAUGGGGCUCCCGCAAUGCCGUGCGCGCUUACAUUGUCCUUGGCCAGGCCGCCCGCAUGCUGCAGAUGUUCCGCAUCCUGAACAGCCACCGCACCGACCCAGACCAGUUCCUGCGCGACGAGUCCUUCCGUCGCACCCUGUGGCUCAUCUACAUACUCGACUGCCUGCUGACCAGCACACCGGGGCGCUACCCCUGCCUGUCGGUCCAGGACUCGGUCGACACGCCGCUUCCCUGCUCCGACAUCAACUUCGCCUUUGGCAACGCCGUCUACGUCAAGACGCUGACCCAGGCUGUAGACGCCGACCCGCACAGCCGCCACCACCCCGUGAGCCCUCCGACGGGUGAAGUCGGCGAGUUUGGCUACAUCGUAAUCGCCUCGACCAUCUGGCGCGACGUCGUCGGCAUGCUGACUGUCACCACCCUGCAGAACUUCCGCGAGGAGGCCUGCACCGACCUGAUUUCCAAGAUUGACGGUCUGCGCGUGUCGCUGCCUAUGCAGUUUGUCGACAAGCCAGGCCAGAUCAACCUGCACAUGACCAUGGGAUCAGGCUUCACCUUUGCCAUGCUGCACUGCCUGCUGCACUGUUCCAGCAUAUUUGUCCACCGUCGUCGCCUGCUACAGGACGUCACAGCAUCUGGCUUCGGCCUGGACGCCUUCCGCAUGACGCCUCGGUGCCACGACAUUGUCGACCGCCUCUUCACGUCGUGUCACGCCAUCAUCUCGUUGUUGGCUGCUGUCGAGGCCGGAUCGGAAAAGGACCACGUCACCUGCUUCCCCAUCUUCAUGCUCUUCUCGGCCUUUACAGCUGGCGCUACGGUGGCCUACCUGUCGCUCAAGGGCCUGACCCCGCACACCACGGUCGAGACGGCCGGCCACAUAGUCGGAGACAGCCUCCGCUUCAUGACCGACGGCACCGAGAACUGGCCUCUCAUGGCCAGUUGGCUGCGCCACUUGACAGUCAUGCAGCGCGUCCUGCACAAUGACGCAGCAGCUGCGUCUACCCUCGCCACGGUCGCCGCACCCCGCCACAACUCAGCCCCUCACAUUCCUGCUACCGCCAGCUCUGUCAAGGACGAAGCUGUGUCCAGCACUGAUGGCAAUGGCGAUGUCGCCAUGGACUACGACCACCAGCAGCAGCAUCACCACUCCAGUGCCCCUCCUCCCCACGACCUGGAUCGUGUCGGUGGCGGCGGCCCCCCCUCCGCCCCCCGGUCCGUGUCGGAAUCCCCCCGCGACGACAGCGAACCCCCCGUGACCAUCCCCCGCAGGCCAGGCGUGACAACUAUCAACGGUAACACCACGGCAGUCAGUGAAGCGACGGCCACGCCGCCGGGGACCAGCUCUCCCCCGCGCCAGCAGUCGGUGUCUCAGGGUGCGGCCCCGUCGUAUGCCGGUUCAUAUGGCCACCCGUCCGAGGCGAAGCACAGCCCCGAUGUGCCGAGUGUUAAUGGGCAGGCGCACGGGAACGAGACAUCUUCCACGAGUCAGGAUAUGACUGCUCCCGAGCUCUGUGCUGUUUUUGAGAGGCAAUUGCUAGAGAUGGAUGACCUUGCAGCGUUUAUGGGAGGUGGUGUAUAG